Nicotiana tabacum (common tobacco) is the source of this 682-nucleotide messenger RNA. RefSeq lists its product as uncharacterized. NCBI's taxonomy places the organism in Eukaryota, Viridiplantae, Streptophyta, Magnoliopsida, Solanales, Solanaceae. The record is from RefSeq and is a predicted model, not a curated record.
CAAACCAUCUUCCUACCACCCGAUUAAAACACUUCAGCGGUCCUAUGCUUUAUUGAAGAAAUGAAAUCAAGAAACCUUAUUGGACAGUGAGUUGAAACAAUGGAGUCAAGUCGGAGUAAGGUACUAAUUGUACUUUACCUGACUGCAAUUACAAGUUUGAUGGUAAAAGGAGUGACAGGUUGGACUGGUGAAAUUCAUGGCAGAGUUGUUUGUGAUGUCUGUGCUGAUUCUUCUGUUGGUCCUGAAGACCAUGUUCUAGAAGGUGCUGAGGUUGCUGUUCUUUGCAUAACAAAGUCUGGGGAAGUUCUGAAUUAUCAGGCAUUCACAGACUCCAUGGGGAUAUAUAGAGUGGCCGAGACAAUGCCAGAGAUUGAUCGUUGGGAUGCCUGCCUUGCAAGACCAAUCAGCAGCUUCCACGAACACUGCACACGUCUGGGAGAAGGCAACUCGGGGUUGAAGUUCAGGUAUAAUCAUCCUUCAGGAUAUUCACACGCAGUCAGACCAUUUGUAUAUCGUCCCACCAAUGUCCCAACAUAUUGCAUCUAAUAAAGUAUUGUAUCACACGCUACAGGCUAUCGAAGCUUAUUGCUAAUGUAUCUUGAGUUGUCUUGAUUUUAAUGAAAAUCCAGUAGCAAUCUGGAUAUAUAUAUAAAUAUAUAGUAAACUUUGUCUGUUCGGCUUA